This is a messenger RNA of Salvia splendens (bonfire salvia), 1884 nucleotides long. Its product is annotated as DELLA protein GAI1. Bases 222 to 1718 code for a protein of 498 amino acids. The record is from RefSeq and is a predicted model, not a curated record. The transcript has a single exon. NCBI's taxonomy places the organism in Eukaryota, Viridiplantae, Streptophyta, Magnoliopsida, Lamiales, Lamiaceae.
UACAGUCGGCAAUAGCCCCCCACCUUCACGAGCCUCUCUCCCUUUCGGCCUUUCCUCUGCCUCUCUCUUUUAUUGUAGUCCCCAUUUAGCAUCAAUUUUCCACAACCUACAAUUCCACUUACACAUCUCUCUCUCCCCAUAAUAUAUGAAAAGCAAGCACUUCUUCUAAUCCUCGAUCCUUCUUCUUCUCGGCUGCCGGAAUAAAUAGAGCUGAGCUUAGGAUGAAGCGGGAGUUUGAGAAUUUCUCGAGCAGCGGCAGCUGCAGCUCCUCCACCACACCUCAGAUGUGGCCCUGCGACGCCGAUGACGAACUCUUCGCCGUUCUCGGCUACAACGUCAAAUCCUCCGACAUGGCCGAACUCGCGCAAAAGAUCCAACACUUGGAGCAACUCAUGGAACAAGACGACCUCUCGCCGCUCGCCUCCCACACCACUCACUACAACCCUUCCGAUCUCUCCUCCUGGCUCCAAUCCAUGAUUUCCGCCCUCAAUCCCACCCCUGAUUUCGACUCGGAUCUCACCGCCAUCCCGGGUAAAGCCGUCUGCCCUAGCCCCCAAUCGCCGCUGCUGAAGAAAUUGAAACUUUCCACACCAGUGACCGAGUCGAUUGUCAUGAUUGACUCGCAGGAGAACGGCAUCAGACUCGUUCACUCCUUGAUGGCCUGCGCAGAGGCCGUGCAGCGCGAGAAUUUCAAAUUGGCUGAAGCUCUGGUGAAGAACAUCGGAUUUUUAGCUGUGUCGCAGGCAGGGGCAAUGCGGAAAGUCGCUACCUAUUUCGCCGAAGCCCUAGCUAGGAGAAUUUACAGAUUGUAUCCAACAAAUCACCACGACUCUGCCUUGACAGAUUUCCUGGAAAUGCACUUUUAUGAAACUUGCCCUUACCUCAAAUUCGCACAUUUCACUGCAAAUCAAGCAAUUUUGGAAUCCUUCGCCGGUAGAGAUCGAGUCCACGUGAUAGAUUUCAGCAUGAAACUGGGGAUGCAAUGGCCGCCUCUUCUCCAAGCGUUGGCAUUGAGGCCCGGUGGACCUCCUAGAUUCCGGUUGACGGCGGUGACGGCCGAUAACACGGAUCAAUUACAGGAAGUAGGACGGAAAUUGACUCAUUUGGCCGAAACGAUCAAUGUGGAGUUCGAAUACAAAGGAGUGGCUGCGAAUUCGUUAUCAGAUCUGAACGCAGCGAUGCUAGACAGAAGAGAAGGGGAAACAGUGGCGGUGAAUUCAAUAUUGGAGCUGCAUCCAUUGCUUGCGCGGGAGGGGGCAAUCGAGAAGGUUCUACGAGUAAUCAGAGAAUUGAAACCGGCAAUCUUAACAGUGGUGGAGCAGGAGGCGAAUCACAACGGGAGCGUGUUCUCGGAUCGGUUCACGGAGGCGCUGCAUUACUACUCAACGCUCUUCGAUUCGUUGGAGAGCUGCACGAGCGAUGAAGACAAAGUGAUGAGCGAGAUGUACUUAGGGAGGCAGAUAUGCAAUGUGGUGGCGUGCGAGGGUGCGGAGCGGCUGGAGCGCCACGAGACGCUGUCUCAUUGGCAAAGGCGGUUGGGAGAGGGCGGGUUCGAGGCGGUGCACCUGGGCUCGAACGCGCACAAGCAGGCUAGUAUGUUGCUGGCCUUGUUUGCCGGCGGCGAUGGAUAUAGGAUUGAUGAGAAGCAUGGCUGUUUGAUGCUUGGUUGGCAUACAAGGCCACUCUUUGCUACCUCUGCUUGGAGACUUGCUUCUUAAAUUUCGUAUUUUUUUCCGUUAUUUUUGUUACAUAUGUUGUGUUUAAUCAAUAUUUGAUUCAUGCAAAGCUUUGAUUAUGUUGAGGGUAACAAAUUGGAUACUCUAGUGGUAUCAUUUCUUCAUUAUGAUUGCUACAAUUGAAAUUGAACAACGCACCUUUCCAAUA